Fragaria vesca subsp. vesca is the source of this 1243-nucleotide messenger RNA. Its product is annotated as transcription factor bHLH96-like. Gene Ontology annotation, molecular function: protein dimerization activity; RNA polymerase II cis-regulatory region sequence-specific DNA binding; DNA-binding transcription factor activity, RNA polymerase II-specific. NCBI's taxonomy places the organism in Eukaryota, Viridiplantae, Streptophyta, Magnoliopsida, Rosales, Rosaceae. The transcript has 3 exons. The record is from RefSeq and is a predicted model, not a curated record. The coding region runs from base 58 to 1086 and encodes 342 amino acids. Gene Ontology annotation, biological process: regulation of transcription by RNA polymerase II.
CCCAACAAUACCAUAUACCAUAUCGCCAAUUUCUCCAAGAUCAUCUAACUAAUUAGCAUGGCGCUAGACGCCGACGUCGUUUUCCCUCAAGAUCCUUUUACUUACACUACUAACAAAGACCUUUACAACUUGUUAGUAGGGAAUUGGAGCUAUGAUGGUCAUGAAAACUAUCAUCAUCAGCAGCAGCUGCAAGAAGCAGCAGCCUCAUUUGAUUUUCUCAGCAACCAAACAGAUCACCAUUUUACUAGUUACUCCACAACUCCUUCAAUGGUUACCCAUUUUGAUGAUUUGCAGCUCUCCAAUUCAAACCCGGAUGCCCCGACUGACUUUGAUCAAUAUUCUCAGUUCCAACUUCCAUCAGUGGAGUAUACAGGUCAGACGACCACCACUCGUCCCAAACGACGGCGAGCCAGGAGUAAAAAGAACAAGGAGGAGAUUGAGAACCAGAGAAUGACGCACAUUGCUGUUGAGCGUAACCGAAGAAAACAAAUGAAUGAGUAUCUUUCUGCCCUUCGAUCUAUAAUGCCCGAUUCAUAUGUCCAAAGGGGUGACCAAGCAUCAAUCAUUGGAGGUGCUAUUAACUUUGUAAAGGAGUUAGAGAACCAAGUGCAAUUCCUCGGUGCUCAAAACCCAAACAGAAACAGUUCGGAUUUGCCUUUCUCAGACUUCUUUAGCUUCCCACAAUACUCAUCAUCAACAAGAGCUAGUACUAGUACUGCUCAUCAGACUAGUCAUGAAAAUCGAUAUGAUUCCGAUCAGAUGCCGUCGGUUGAGCACAAGUACCCAGCGGAUAUGAAUGUGAAGGCUGCAGCAGACAUAGAGGUGACUAUGGUGGAGAGCCAUGCAAACCUCAAGGUCAGAUCAAAAAGGGUUCCGAAGCAGCUCUUGAAGUUUGUUUCUGGGUUGCACACACUGCGCCUCACCAUUCUUCACCUCAAUGUUUCAACUGUUGACGAAAUUGUCCUCUAUUCACUUAGCGUCAAGGUAGAAGAGGACUGCGCGUUGACUUCAGUGGAUGAAAUUGCGACAGCUGUGUAUCAGAUGCUAGCUAGGAUUCAGGAAGAGGCUAUGUUGCAUUUGAAUUGAUCACCAUCAUCAUCCUCAUCAAAAUUAACUCCCUUUUAGUUAAAAUUGAUUUUGCUGUAAUCCUUUAAUUUAAGCCUUAAACUUGUAGUCGAUCGUUGAAUGGAAUUAUCGUAAUAAUUGUUUUUCUGCUGGGAGCUAGCAUUCUUGAGCUCUUGAA